CGAAAGCGAUCUUGCGCUUCCAAAAGCGCGUGAGUGCGUUAUUUCUCCUCAUCCCAUCUUUUCCCUCCUCUCAGCUUUCUCGAAUUUUCUGGAACACUGAACCUUUUAAGUUCCCCCUCCCUCUUUAAAACCCUCAUUCCCAUCAAACGACUCUACUCUCAUGAAAAUCAUGGUUCUGCGUCCGGAUUCGUGAUGGGCCGCUACGGAUUGGUUUUCGUCAAUUGCGGGGUUGUUUCUGGGUUUUACUGCUGGGGGUGGGAGUUUCUGACUGCUCUUCUCCUCUUUCUGGAUUAAACGAUUUUUUUUCCUUUUUUCCUUUUUUGGAUUUGUGGAGCGCGGGACAUGGGUUCGCAUAGGAGCGAGCCGGCGCCGUUUCUUACGAAGACGUACCAGCUGUUGGAAGAUCCAAGCACGGAUGAGAUGAUAUCGUGGAACGAGAGCGGGAGCACGUUCGUGGUAUGGUGUCCCGCGGAAUUCGCUAGGGAUGUGCUUCCCAAAUACUUCAAGCACAGUAACUUCUCCAGCUUCGUGCGACAGCUUAACACCUAUGGCUUCCACAAGAUCGUGCCGGACCGAUGGGAAUUCGCGAACGACUGCUUCCGCCGAGGAGAGAGGGACCUCCUGUGCGAGAUCCACCGUCGGAAAUCCACGUCAGCAUCACCGACGGCUCAGAUCCCGGUACCCUCAAAGCCCAACGGCCCUCCUUCGUCCACUUCCAAUUCAGGCGAAGACCAUGGCUCAACCUACACAUCCUCUCCCAGCCUUCCAAAGCCCGAGACGAGUCAGAUAUCGGAAUUAUCAGACGAGAACGAGAAAUUGAGAAAAGACAACUUACUCCUCAGCUCGGAGCUGGCACAGACGAAGAAGCAGUGCGAGGAGCUGGCGGCAUUCCUGUCCAAAUACGUAAAAGUGGAUCGCGAGAAGAUAAAUAGCAUAAUGCGGGGUGCGAGUGAAGGAGAGUCGAUAACAGAAGGAGGAGAAGGAGAGGAGGAGGACUGCUUGAAGCUGUUCGGGGUUUGGUUGAAGAACAGCAAGAAGAGGGCGCGUGCUGACGUGGGGGUUCCUGGGCCGUUGAAGGAGAUUAAGAUGGAUUAUCAGGAGCCGUGGAUGAGGAUUUGUUCUCCCCCGCGGGGGAGUGGCAAGGUUUGCAACUGACCGACUCGAGACGGUUGCGUGGCGGGAUUAUCGAUGUUUAGAGGAAGACUCGAGUGUAGAGCGGUGCGCAUCCCCACGUGCGCACACUUGCAAAUAUUAAACACGUGUAUGAGAUCUGAGCUUUCCGUAUGGCUGGAAACUAAUGCCUAGAUCUAAUUUCAUUCUUUGGGUGGGCCAGAACUAAGAAAGUAAGUUGAAGGUUAAAGUUCUUUCUUUAUGGCCAUUCAUUUGCUUGGAUACGCUGUGGCCCACCCAGAGGUGCUAAAUUGCCUCUUUCUAUGCUAGAGGAUUUGAACAGUGUAGAUGACCCGAUGGGAAGAUCAGAUCUGACACGUAUUUGAUAUUUUCACGUGUGCCCCACGUGUGGAUGGGUACGGCUCUCAUACGCGUGCGUGCGUCUGAAAUUAGUAAAGCACGUGCAUUCGCGUGAAGAUGAUGACGACGAUGAUGAAGGGGUCGUAGUGCCUAAAAUAGGGCCCACCUCUUUGUAGGACGUGUAUAUGUAAGCGCUUUUAUUAUGUGGACUUAACUGUCGAAUUGUUUCGGUCUUUUCUUAAUAUUUAAAUGUUCAUUUUGAUUUGUA
Messenger RNA from Magnolia sinica, 1738 nucleotides. Its product is annotated as heat shock factor protein HSF24. The transcript has 2 exons. Gene Ontology annotation, cellular component: nucleus. The record is from RefSeq and is a predicted model, not a curated record. NCBI's taxonomy places the organism in Eukaryota, Viridiplantae, Streptophyta, Magnoliopsida, Magnoliales, Magnoliaceae. The coding region runs from base 343 to 1155 and encodes 270 amino acids. Gene Ontology annotation, molecular function: DNA-binding transcription factor activity; RNA polymerase II cis-regulatory region sequence-specific DNA binding. Gene Ontology annotation, biological process: regulation of transcription by RNA polymerase II.